Molecule: messenger RNA, 228 nt
Organism: Necator americanus (New World hookworm)
Lineage: Eukaryota; Metazoa; Nematoda; Chromadorea; Rhabditida; Ancylostomatidae
Exons: 1
Coding region: 1-228 (75 amino acids)
Source: RefSeq, a predicted model, not a curated record
AUGAGGUCGUGCAGUGCUUUGGGUGAUUGGCUUAAAGAAAACGACCUCACAUCAACAGCUAAAGGGUCAGAGGAAGAAGAAUGGUAUGACUAUAAGGAGAAUGAAAUUAUCGCAGAUCUUCUACCAGAGCUCAAUUCUGGGCGGGAUACUGUUCUGUCGCCUGUUUCGAACGGAACACAGCUUGCACAAGCAAAUGUUUUCCACUUCGCGACAUGGCUAAUGAUGUGA